Phalaenopsis equestris is the source of this 2478-nucleotide messenger RNA. RefSeq lists its product as uncharacterized. The coding region runs from base 139 to 2202 and encodes 687 amino acids. The transcript has 3 exons. Lineage: Eukaryota; Viridiplantae; Streptophyta; Magnoliopsida; Asparagales; Orchidaceae. The record is from RefSeq and is a predicted model, not a curated record.
UCCUAAAGCGACAGUGCGAGCAAAUGUCCUCAGGUCACCCAAUCUCACAUCCUAACUCUCCCAGAAACAGUACCGGCUUGACAAACUUUAAUUUUUUUAGGGGAACUUGAUGGUGACCAAAUUCCGACAGCAGGGAAAAUGACACCAGCUGCCUCACAGGAGAAGGUUAACCGCGAAGGAAGAGAAGUGGAGGAAAGAAAACCAUGGGGCGACAAAAGGGUUAGCUUCCAGCCUCAUAAAGGCGAUAGCUUGAUGAUGGAAAGAGGGCGAGAUAAAGGGAAAGCAGCAAGCGAUGAUGAUGAAGGGCCGGCGAGAGCGCAGGAGACGCUGUUGAGUAUAAAGCUAAGAAGAGGGCUUGCAGUCGGGAAAAAGGCCAGACCUUGCACUCCUUCUCCUGUCUGGAAGCUGGAGGAGGACUGCGGCGAGGAGUUGGAAACAGACGCCGGAGUAGAGGAGAGGCGUCAGUCUGCAGCGAGACGGAGAGAGUUUGUUUCGGCGAGGAAGCUCGGAGCGAAUCUCUGGGAGGUGCAAGAUUUGUUGCCUGCCGUAGGGAUGAGUCGGAAGGGUGCGCGAACUCACCGCCGAGCGGAUGCCGGAAGGGAUCCUGAUGAUUUAUUGGCUUUUGGUUCGGCUGAUCCGCCUCGAAGUGCUGGAAGUUUAAGGAGGCAUGUUGUUGCUUCAUUAAUCCAACACCGCAACUCAAACGAAAGGAGGAACCAUUGUUUACGGUCAUCUCCUGCAACUUACAGUAGUUCUAUGGAGGUUACCCCUUUCAAGCCGGCAAUUAGCCCCGGCGGUCCGGUGGGUCUGAAGGGUCGGAUUGGAGAACCAGGAUACAGCUUGAAAACAUCAACUGAAUUACUGAAGGUGUUGAAUCGUAUUUGGAGCUUGGAAGAACAGCACGCCUCUAAUGUAUCUGUGGUUAAAGCAUUGAAAAUGGAGUUGGAAAAUGCAAGGGCGCGAAUUCACCAGCUGAUGCAGGAACAGAAGGACCAUCAUCACGAAGUGGACGAGCUGAUGAAUCAAAUUGCAGAAGAUAAAGCAGUUAGGAAGAACAAGGAGCAUGGAAGGAUGAAGGCUGCAGUUCAGUCCAUGAUAGAAGAGCUUGAUGAUGAGAGGAGAUUACGAAGGCGCUCCGAGAAUCUGCAUCGUAAAUUGGGUAAGGAGUUGUCUGAGACCAAAUCCGCGUUAGCAAAGGCGAUCAAAGCCCUUGAAAAUGAAAGGAAAUCAAAUAGUUUGUUAGAGGAUCUCUGUGAUGAGUUUGCAAGAGGAAUUGGGCAGUAUGAUAAAGAAUUAAGGGAGUUGAAGAAGAAAUAUACAAAGGAUUGCGAGCAUAAAGCCGACGGUUUGCUGCUUUAUAUAUCCCAAGUAUGGUUGGAUGAGAGAUUGCAGAUAAAAAUGGCUGAAUCCUGCAGUGAAAAGAUUAAAAAUGUCACCAUGGUAAACAGAUUAGAAGAGGAAAUCAUUUCAUUUCUUCAAGCUAGACGAGUAGGCAAUGUUAAGGAGGAGAGUCAAGAACAGCAACAUCAUCAUAAUUUGCGUCGUCUAUCCCUUGAAUCCCUCCAUUUGAAUGGCACCGUCAGCGCACCUCAUGAUGUUGAGGACGAUGAUUCCAUUGCUAGCGAUCUUCACUGCUUUGAGCUCAACAUGGAGAAAACUAAAGAAGCAGCUCCAGAUGCAAGAAAAUUAUCUUCUGGUAGAAAAACUGCAGGGUAUCAGAAAAGUAUCGAAGGAUUAGAAAGGCAAUCUGCAGGAUUGGAGUUGGAUUCAGAUGCUGAUUGUGGAGGAGUUGCAGAAGCUGAUAAGGGUGAAGUUUCUAAUUCUGCUGGUGGCGAUGAACGAAAUGUCGAUGCCAUGAAUGGCUUGAACUUGUUGACUCAUUACAUGGUCAAUAACCAUUUGGAGAAUUCUGGUGGCUUCAAGGUUCAUCAUGCCAACUAUCGAGGGGAAGUAAGUCGUAACAAACUCUCGGGAAGAGGGCAAUUUCGGCCGAACUUUGGCGAUGAUAUUGAAGGAAAUUUCGUCGCAGCAUCCAGCCCUGUGCAACAGUGGAAUCACAGGAGAGUAUCUGCUGACCUUGAGGCCUCAGAAUGCUCAUCCAAGAUGCCACAAGGACUGAAAGAUAACACUUUGAAGGCAAAGCUACUUGAAGCGAGAUUGGAGGGAAGGCAUGCUCGUUUGAAAGCUUUGAAAGGGUCAUGAAUUGCAGAAUCAGGUAUUAUAGAGUUACUGUUAGGGUUGCCAACUUCCUUCAAUAUAUUAUGUUUUAAGGAUAUGUAAUUAAUGGGAAAAAAUUUUGGCUCUUGAUAUUCUGAAUUAGUUAUGAGAAGAAGAUAAUUGUUGUCUUUGCUUUGUAAUUUGAGAGUUCCUGCAAAGCAAAAGAAAAUUGUGAGCUGUGUCUUUAGAAUUGACUCUGAAUGUACUGAGCAAAUUUUAUUUUCCCUUCAGUGUAUAUGGAGCUGCCUCUGCUUUCUCACU